Metopolophium dirhodum (rose-grain aphid) is the source of this 1608-nucleotide messenger RNA. RefSeq lists its product as uncharacterized. Gene Ontology annotation, molecular function: nucleic acid binding; protein dimerization activity. Lineage: Eukaryota; Metazoa; Arthropoda; Insecta; Hemiptera; Aphididae. The record is from RefSeq and is a predicted model, not a curated record. Bases 109 to 1608 code for a protein of 499 amino acids. The transcript has 9 exons.
GAAGGAACAUCUUUAUCAAUAGAUGAUAUUGAGGGUGAACUUUUUAAUGAUGAUUUCGAAAAUGAUGAUAAUACAAACAAGGAAGUGGAAGAUUUUCAAAGAUUUGUAAUGAAUGGUAUAGAACCUAAAUCAAUAACAUCGUGCAUAAGAUGUUCUGUGCAUUCCUUACAAUUAUGUGUUCUGCAUGGUUUAAAAAAUGCACCUAUAACCAGUUGUAUAAUUGAAGCUAGAAAGGUUGUAAAAAAGCUCAGAACCCCAAAAUAUGCUAGUUGGUUGAAAAGAAAACAUUUAAAGUAUGCUGUAAUUGAUAUAGAGACUAGGUGGAAUUUUCUAUACAACAUGAUCUACAGACUGUUAGAGUUGAAAGAAUUUUGUAAGCUGCACGAUGGAACAAACCCAGAUGUUAGACUAAGGGACUGUGAAUGGGAGUCAAUACAAAGUGUUGUUAAUGCUCUUAAUCCUGCAAAGACAGCUACACUUGCAUUACAAAAGCAAGACCUAAAUUUAGGUGAUUUUUACGGUAUAUGGCUCAAAGCUAUACAUGGAUUAACUGCAGAUGGUUCAAUUCUAGCUAAGACCAUAAAAAUAGCUAUGGAGAAAGAACUUAAGGAAAAAUAUUUGGAAAAUAGCAAAUUCUUAGCGGCUAUUUAUGUUGAUCCCAGAUAUCAGUGCUUACUGACUCAUGAUCAACAAGAUCUUGCAAUUAAUCGCCUUGUUGAAACUUGGGAGACUUUACAGUUAUUAAAAGAUAAGAAUCCUGAAUUGAAUAGGUCCAACUCAUCUUUAGAUGCUGCAGUUCAUAACGAGGUUGACACAAGUGGCCAACAUUCAGAAGAUUUUUUUGAAAAUUUUCUGUCUUCACAAUCAUCUAAUUUAUCUCAAUCGUCCACUUCUUCAAAUCCUACACAAACUAUAACAGCCAUUUUAAAUUAUUUUAAAAACGUCCAGCGAAUUCCUUACACUGAUAUUUUAAUGAAAUAUUGGGAAAACCAAAAAGAAAGUCAUGCUGAAAUAUAUGAGUUAGCUUGUGUUCUCUUAGCAAUUCCUGCCACUCAAGUCAGCGUGGAAAGAAGUUUUUCGGGACUGAAAUUUAUAGUUUCAGAUUUGCGUGCAUCUUUAGAUGAAGAACUUUUGGAGGCUAUAAUGGUUAUUAGAUGUAAUGAACAAUUUAAAAAAUACUUAGUCCAACAUUUACGCAUAACAGACCCAGAAAAAAGAUUAAAUUUUAUUUCUUGGUUUAUGGUGACGUCUGAGGAUGAUCCAUUAUUAAUUAAUCGUAUUUUGUGGACUGAUGAAAGUAAAUUUACUAAUAAUGGAAUAUUAAAUAAGCAAAACAAUCGUUAUUGGUCGAAUGAAAAUCCUCACUGGGCUGUUACUACAAACUUCCAAACAUGUUGGGGUACAAAUGUAUGGGUUGGUUUGAUUGGUGAUAUACGUAAAAACAUUUAUUAUCAGCAAAACGGAGCACCUGCUCAUAAUGCCCGAAUUGUCCAAGAAUUUUUGAGAGUAAGAUUUGGCGAAAAAUGUAUUGCAACACAUGGACCAGUGGAGUGGCCCCCAAGGUCACCAGAUCUAACACCGUUAGAUUUUUUUUGUGGGGAUACUUGA